UUAGCAGGAAAACUUCAAUACUGUGUUUAUGUCAUGGAAACAUACGUGAAGCACAUUCAACUUAUCGGGGAUGUAGCUCAGUGGUAGAGCGCAUGCUUUGCAUGUAUGAGGCCCGGGGUUCGAUCCCCCGUAUCUCCAUGACUUUUUUUUUUUUUCUCGGUCCUGUAAAUCAAUGCUCGCCUUAAUUUACCUGCAGUAACUGUACUCCCUGUGACGUGGGGCCGUUGGUGUUGUCGUCAUCGUCAUCGUUUCUUGUGGUUUGAUCCUUUGUAAUACAAAUAAUAAUAAAAAAAUCAUUGGUUCUUCAUUCCAGGUCGUUCUCGGUGCUUUAGAACGGCAGCAGCUUAGAUGAAGAAGUGAAAUGUCUUCAAGAAACAAAGCUCUAACGUGUCGAAUAUUUCCCACGUCCGUGAACGCAGCACGCCGCCUCCCGUGGUAACUAAGGAGAUUGUGUAUACUUCGAAGAUGUCCUCCAUCUCCAUCUCUAAACUGUUCGCGUUCAGACAGUGGACAAAAUGAACACUAUUUAACGACUCCCGAGCCGUUAAAACCACUUUGGUGGUCGUUUCCUUCCACCACCUUACAGAAAAGUUACAGAAAUGCAGCUGAAGCAUUUGAAAACGCUGUUAACUCCGCAGGAGGGAGCAGCCAAAGUGACAUGUAUGGCCUGGGCUCUGAACAACUCCAGGUUCGCCGUGUGCACCGUGGACCGGGUGGUGCUGCUGUAUGACGAGCAGGGAGAGAGGAGAGACAAGUUCUCCACCAAACCCCUGGACCCAAAGUAUGGGAAACAAAGCUACACUGUCAACGACAUGGUGUUUUCACCAGACUCCACCAAAAUAGCCAUCGGACAGUCUGACAACAUCAUCUAUGUCUACAGAAUCGGAGAGGAGUGGGGAGACAAGAAAGCCAUUUGCAACAAGUUUGUUCAGACGAGUGCAGUGACUCGUCUGCUCUGGCCCGCAGAACACGCCGUAGUCUAUGGACUAGUGGACGGAAAGGUGCGUCUGGCCAACACUCAGACCAACCGAUCUUCAACCAUCUACGGCACAGAGUCCUGUGUCGUCUCCCUGGUGUCCAAUGUCUCAGGUAAAGGAAUCCUUUCAGGUCACGCUGACGGGACGGUGGUUCGGUACUUUUUUGAUGAUGAAGGUUCAGGAGAGUCGCAGGGGAAGCUGCUCGUGCAUCCCUGCCCCCCCUACGCUCUGGCCUGGGGGGCCAACAGCAUCAUGGUGGGGGGGUGCGAUAAGAAGGUGGUGGUGUACAGUAAGGAGGGUCAGGUCCUGCAGACCUUCGACUACAGCCGGGACCACACAGAGAAGGAGCUGACGGUGGCGGUCACCAGCCCCAGUGGACAGUCGGUGGUGUUUGGCAGCUAUGACCGGUUGCGUGUGUUCAACUGGGCUCCCAGGAGGGGCGUGUGGGACGAGGCCAAACCCAAAGAAAUCCAACACCUCUACACCAUCACCAGCCUGGCCUGGAAGAAGGAUGGCUCGCGUCUGUGUGCUGGAACGCUGUGUGGAGGGGUGGAGCUGUUCGACUGCUGCCUGCGUAGAUCCAUCUACAAGAAUAAGUUUGAGAUGACCUACGUGGGCCUGAGCCAGGUGAUCGUGAAGAACCUGUCCACAGGAACCCGCGUGGUUCUCAAGUCCUACUACGGUUAUGAGAUCGAGGAAGUGAAGAUCAUGGGGAAAGACCGGUUCCUGGUGGCUCACACCUCAGACACUCUGCUGCUGGGAGACCUGCUGACCAACAAGCUGAGCGAGGUUCCGUGGCCUGGUUCUGGGGGAAAUGAGAAGUUCUUUUUUGAAAAUGAAAUGGUGUGUAUGAUUUUUAACGCUGGAGAGCUGAGUCUGGUGGAGUACAGCAACAACGAGAUCCUGGGCUCAGUCCGGACUGAGUUCAUGAAUCCUCAUCUCAUCAGCGUUCGACUGAACGAGAGGAAGCAGAGAGGAGUGGGGGACAAUAAGAAGCUGUCGUAUCUGAUCGACAUAAAGACCAUCGCUGUUGUGGACCUGGCCGGAGGCUACAACCUGGGAACCAUCAGCCACGACUCCAAGAUUGACUGGCUGGAACUUAAUGAAACCGGACGCAAACUGCUGUUCAGGGACAAGAAGCUGCGGCUCCACCUGUACGACAUUGAGAGUGGACUGAAGACCACGCUGCUGAGUUUCUGCUCCUACGUUCAGUGGGUGCCCGGCAGUGAUGUGGUCGUGGCCCAGAACAGAGGAAACCUCUGCAUCUGGUACAGCAUCGAUAGUCCGGAGAGCAUCACCAUGUUUCCCAUCAAGGGAGACAUAGUGGAUCUGGAGAGGGUGGAAGGGAAGACAGAAGUGGUCGUGACCGAGGGCGUCAGCACCGUCAUGUACACGCUGGACGAAGGUCUGAUCGAGUUUGGUACGGCCGUGGACGACGGAGACUACGACAGAGCCACUGCCUUCCUGGAGACUCUGGAGAUGUCGCCAGAGACUGAGGCCAUGUGGAAGACGCUCAGCAAGCUGGCUGUGGAGGCACGGCAGCUGCACAUCGCAGAGAGGUGUUUUGCUGCUCUGGGCGACGUCUCCACCGCCUGUUUCCUCCACCACACAAACCAGAUCGCAGAUGAGGUGUCUGAUGAAAUGGGAGGCGACGGGACAGCGUACUACCAGGUCCAGGCCCACAUGGCCAUGCUGGACAAGAACUUCAAACUGGCAGAGAUGCAGUACUUGGAGCAGAAUGCCAUUGAUGAGGCCAUAUCCAUGUACCAGGAGCUGCACAUGUGGGACGCCUGCAUCACUGUGGCUGAAGCCAAGGGUCACCCAGAGCUGGACGUCCUGCGCAGGAGUUAUUAUCAGUGGCUGACAGAGACGGGUCAAGAGGAGAAGGCGGGGGAGGUGAAGGAGAAGGAGGGAGACUUUCAGGCAGCCAUUAAUCUGUACCUGAAGGCAGGGCUGCCGGCCAAAGCUGCCCGCCUGGCCCUGGGCCAACCAGAGAUCGGCAGCAACAGUGACAUCAUCAGUCGCAUCGCCGUCAGUCUGAUGAAGGGAGAGUUUUACGAGAGGGCAGGAGAUCUGUAUGAGAAGAUCAGGAACAACCAGAAGGCCCUGGACUGUUACUGCAAAGGAGGGGCGUUCAGGAAAGCGGUGGAGCUGGCUCGCCUCGCCUUCCCUGGCGAAGUGGUGAAACUGGAGAACUCCUGGGGCGACUACCUCGUCCAGCAGAAACAGAUGGACGCCGCCAUCAACCACUUCAUCGAAGCAGGCUGCUUCCUCAAAGCCAUCGAGGCGGCCAUCGCAGCCCGCCAGUGGAAGAAGGCCGUGCAGAUCCUGGAGGACGUGGACAAGGAUUCCUCUGCCGGGAAGUACUACGUGAAGAUCGCUCAGCACUACGCCUCCAUGCAGGAGUAUGAGGUGGCAGAGCAGCUGUAUGUGAAAGGAGGUCACAUUAAAGAUGCCAUCGACAUGUACACCACAGCAGGUCGCUGGGAGGAGGCGCACAAGCUGGCAGCGCGGUGCAUGACGGAGGAGGAAGUGAUGGCUCUGUACGUCAGCAAAGCUCAGGAGCUGGAGAGAGACAGCAAGUUCAAGGAGGCUGAGAGACUGUUCACGGCCGUGAAGCAGCCGGACCUGGCCAUCACCAUGUACAAGAAGAACAAGAUGUUUGAUGAUGUCAUUCGGAUGGUGGCCAAACAUCACCCGGACCUGCUGACGGAGACUCACCUGCAUCUGGCCAAGGAGCUGGAAACAGAGUCCAGGUUCUCAGAGGCCGAGUUCCACUUCAUGGAGGCCGAAGACCUGAAGGCCGCCGUCAACAUGUACCGAGUCAACGACAUGUGGGAGGACGCGUACAGGGUGGCCAAAGCUCACGGCAGCGCUGGUGUCCAGAGGCAGGUGGCCUACCUGUGGGCCAGGAGCCUGGGAGGAGAGGCUGCCGUCAAGCUGCUCAACAAGUUCAACCUCCUGGAAAACGCCAUCGAGACGGCUUUAAAUAACCUCUCCUUUGACUUUGCCUUUGAUUUGGCGCGCUCGUCCUUUAAAGAGAAGAUUCCUGAGAUCCACCUCAAACACGCCAUGUACCUGGAAGAUGAGGGGAAGUUCUCCGAAGCAGAGGUGGAGUUUGUCCGAGCAGGAAAACCCAAAGAAGCCGUUUUCAUGUACGUUCACAACAAAGACUGGGCCAACGCGCAGCGUGUGGCCGAGGGCUACGAUCCAGAGAGCGUGUCGGAGGUUCUGGUCGGCCAGGCCAAGUUCUGCUUUGAACAGAAAGAGUUCCAGAAGGCCGAAGCGUUCCUGCUGCGAGCCCAGAGACCAGAACUGGCUGUGAAGUACUACAAAGAUGUGGACAUGUGGAGCGACGCCAUGAGGAUCUGUAAGGAGUAUCUUCCCAACAAGCUGUCCCUGCUGCAGGAGGAGUACGAGAAGGAGACGUCCAAGAAGGGGAUCCGGGGGGUGGAGGGUUUGUUAGAACAAGCCAAAGAGUGGGAGCAGACGGGGGAGUACUCCCGGGCCGUGGAGUGUUACCUGAAGGUGAAGGAGGACGCCAACCUGGCUCUGAUGGAGAAGAGCUGGAUGAAGGCGGCGGACUUGGCCAUCAAGUUCCUGAAUACAGACCGAGCGGUGGAGGUGGUCCAGGUUGUCGGACCACGACUCGCUCACCUGGGGAAGUACAACGCUGCGGCUGAACUGUAUAUCAACAUGGAUCUGAUCGAAGAGGCCAUCGACGUUCUGAUGGAGGGAGGGGAGUGGAACAAAGCCAAGAGGGUGGCUAAGGAGCUGAAGCCCAGGUAUGAGGAGUAUGUGGACCAGAAGUACAAGGAUCAUCUGAAGAACCAAGGCAAAGUGGACUCUCUGGUUGGUGUGGACGUCAUGGCCGCUCUGGACAUGUACGCAGAAAAAGGACAGUGGGACAAAUGUCUGGACACGGCCUCCAAACAGAACUUUAAAAUACUUCAUAAAUACGUGGCUCUGUACGCCACUCACCUCAUCAAGGAGGAGGAGGCUCCGAAGGCGCUGCAGCUCUACGUCCAACACGGCGCUCCACCCAAUCCACAGAACUUCAACAUCUACAGACGUCUGUUCCUGGACCUGAUCAACGUUCCUGACACGUCUGGACCAGAGUCGUACCACAUGUGGGCCGACCUCCGCACCUUCCUGCUGCAGCUGUGUGACAACGUGUCCAAGUCGGCCGAGGCCAACUCUCCAGCUCACCAGGACUUUGAGCAGAUGCUGCUCAUCGCUCACUACUGCGCCACCAGGUGUGCGGCCAAGGCAGUGGAGCAGCUGGUGGGUGUUGCAGCCAAACUGUAAGUGUCUCUGCUGCGUCACACGGAGCUGGUUCCUGCUGCCAACGCCUUCUACGAGCGUGGCCUGCAGGCACACGCCGUGGGCUGGGAGAACAUGGCCUUCAUCUUCCUCAACCACUUCCUGGAUCUGUGUGACGCCAUCGCCGAGGGAAACCUGGACGCUCUGGACCACUCGGACUUCCUGAACACGGACAUUCCCUUUGAAGUUCCUAUUCCAACCAAACUGUGUGUCACGGAUGACCAGCGGGAGCAGAUCCGGGACUGGGUGCUGACCGUUUCUCUGGACAAACGGGUGGAGCAGGUUCUGCCGCAGGACGAACGGAACACGUACCAGGCCUCACUGGUGGCAGCAAACAGCGGCCUGCGGUCCCUGCCCUGUGUCCUCACAGGUUACCCUGUGCUGAGGAACAAGGUGGAGUUUUCAGCUGCAGGAAAAAUGGCCAACAAAGAAGACUGGAACAAAUUUCUCAUGGCCACAAAGACGACUCACAGUCCAGAGUGUCAGGACGUCCUGAAGUUCAUCAGCCAGUGGUGUGGAGCUCUGCCCUCCGCGGGGUUCUCCUUCCACUGACCCUGCUGCUGCUCUUCUGUCUCCCCCUCCAUCCAUCCUCUCUCCUCCUCACCCCCCCCUCCUCUCUCAGGACUUUAUCCUCUUCUUCAUGACCAAAGUGAGGUUUUAACAGAAAGACUUCUUACAUAU
Cynoglossus semilaevis (tongue sole) is the source of this 5981-nucleotide messenger RNA. It is a transcript of the gene ift172, whose product is annotated as intraflagellar transport 172. The record is from RefSeq and is a predicted model, not a curated record. Gene Ontology annotation, biological process: intraciliary transport. The transcript has 49 exons. Gene Ontology annotation, molecular function: protein binding. NCBI's taxonomy places the organism in Eukaryota, Metazoa, Chordata, Actinopteri, Pleuronectiformes, Cynoglossidae. Gene Ontology annotation, cellular component: ciliary basal body; axoneme; intraciliary transport particle B.